Molecule: messenger RNA, 867 nt
Organism: Priapulus caudatus
Lineage: Eukaryota; Metazoa; Priapulida; Priapulimorpha; Priapulimorphida; Priapulidae
Product: melanopsin-like
Exons: 2
Coding region: 1-867 (288 amino acids)
Biological process (GO): G protein-coupled receptor signaling pathway
Cellular component (GO): membrane
Molecular function (GO): G protein-coupled receptor activity
Source: RefSeq, a predicted model, not a curated record
AUGCCAGCAUUUUUAGCACCAACAGCGAACGCCACAGGAGCUUUCAAUGACAGCAACCUCACAGUUAGUCAGUGGGACACAGUCGACGAAGAUCGCAAACACGCGUAUUUUACUAACACCUCGUCGCAUGUAAAAGCGCUCAUCCUGACAGUAUUCGUGUUGUCUUCUCUACUCACAACGGUUGGCAAUGGACUAGUGAUGAUCAUCAUAGCAAGGAUUCAGCGACUGCGAACGGCAGCCAACCUCACGAUCGCAAAUCUGGCCUGCUGUGACUUUGUAAUGGGCUGUACAUUCUGGACAGCGGUGCUACGUCGUGAAACGAUGCUGCAGUGCGCGGUUUUCUCGUGGUACGCUGUCACAACGACGUUAGUGUCGAUGAUGGGUCUUGCGCUCUUAACGAUUAACCGAUACGUGGCGAUCGUGUAUCCGUUACACUACUACCAGCUGAUGCCUCCAGCACGCACUGGUGCUCUCAUUGUGGCAUGCUUCGUGUACUGCUUGGCAAUUGGUGCUGCAGCUACCAUCCAAGUAUCAUUUUUUUGGCAGCCGACCUCAAUAUGUGUCGUUGAUCAAGUGUUGCCAGCCGGUUUUGUGUACUUUUUUGCCGGUCACUAUUUUGUUAUAUUCAUCCUUAUGACUUACUGCUACACCGUCAUUGCCAAGAUCGCCUGGGCGCACACAAAAAGAUUGGCGACGGCAUCAGAUGCGGAGAGACGGGAAAUGACCGCUUUCCACGCGACGCUGAAGAUGUCAAAGAUCAUACUUACCGUCGUCGGCACCUCAACUACUCUUCUCGCACCGCACCUGUUCCACAUGAUACUGAGCCACAGCGUUCCGUUUGAAAAGCUUCAAACGCUCCGGGUGUAA